Molecule: messenger RNA, 957 nt
Organism: Metarhizium brunneum ARSEF 3297
Lineage: Eukaryota; Fungi; Ascomycota; Sordariomycetes; Hypocreales; Clavicipitaceae
Product: Ankyrin-1
Cellular component (GO): nucleus; cytoplasm
Source: RefSeq, a predicted model, not a curated record
AUGGGCAUCAUGAGCAACGGACACGGGUCUCCCUCCCAGUCACGCAAAUUGGAAGAGCAAGCCCAGAAGCUUGUCGAGGCAUCCUCUGCCGGCGAUAUCCCCCAUCUGGAAGCAUUGCUCGAGGCGGUGCAGGACUUGAACCGGGACCCGGCCCAUCUCCCCACAGACGGCUUCCUUCUCCAGACUGCCGCCAGGCAAGGCCAGGCCGAGUGCAUUCGCUUUCUUUUCGAGCGCCUCCCCGGCUGUGUAGCCCGGCCGAACAAGCGCUGGGAUCCCGUCCUGCCAGACGGAUACAGCUACACUGACAUUCCCGACAAGUGGCACGUCUACAAAGACGGCGUUAUCCACGAGGCUAUUGGCGGCAAGGACCCUGUCGGGCUCUUCCGCGUCUUUUUCAACUACGGCAUGAACCCCAAUGUCGGCUUGGGCUACGCCGGCUCGCCCCUGGCCCAGGCCGUCUCCAGCAACCAGCUCCCGCUCACGGAAUACUUGCUCGCCAGGGGCGCCGACCCCAACGGCACCUACAUGUCCAGCAGGCUUUUAGGCGUGGCAGCGAGGCAGCCGACCGACGACGUGCUGCGCGCCCUCGUCGCACACGGAGCGCUGGUGCUGGGAUCGCAGGCCCUUCAGCAGGCUGCGCACUAUUGGCGAGCUCGCACCGCGGAGACGCUCCUGAGGCACGGCGCCGAUAUCAACGAGGUGUUUGCCAGGGAAGAGUAUGACGACAGCAUGCAGCUCGUCCGGGUGCCGUUGGGCUGUGCGCUGCACUUUGCCGUCGAGGGCGGCAUGCGCGGCGGCGGCCCGGCUGAGCAGAGCGACUUUGUGCGGUUUUUACUUGGGCGAGGGGCGAGGACGGAUUUGGUCAACGAUCGGGGGGAGACGCCGGUGCAGAUGGCUGAGCGUCUGGGCAAGACGAGCAUUAUUGACGUUAUUCAAUCGCGGGGCGUGGAUGGGUAG